AUGAGGUCGAAAGGAGUCGCAGCGACGUCGAACGGUGACGUCACGGCUGAAGAAGCGCGGUUCGGCAAGAAGAGCCACCGUGGACGGCGGCGUGCCGGCCGAAGAGCAUCGGGUGCUCACAACAACUCCGAGGGCUGUGAAAACACUGAAACACCUGUCGAGGAGUACCACUACAAACACCCGAAACAGCGAGUGCUCACCAUCGCCCUUUUCAUGUGGGAGCACGUCGCUACUUUCUGCAUCCCGUCCCAGGUGGCGGAGCUCGAGCGCGUCAGUCGAGAUGUGGCGCGGCACCUCACAGACUCCAACACUGGAACCCGUCUAAUGCAGCGCUACUGGAACGCACAGUGGAGUCGCAUGGUGUGGAAGGAGGAGGAGCUGACGGAUGAGAAAAGGUACCUGACGCCAACGAUGCUGAAGCACAGCGAGGGCAAGCAGAGUUGGAAAAAACUGUUUGUUCAGGAGUACCCAAUUUACCUGCAGCGCGUCCAUCAAGGCAGCGGGGUGUGCAAUAACGCUGUGAAUGAAGCGAAGGUGCUGUUCCAUCGAGAAGUGCUGAACACCGUGAAGACGGCGGCGGAGCUGAAGCGACUCGAGCUGACCGAGGAAGAGGCGCGCGUGAAAGAACAGCGGAAGCGCGGCGUUAAUGUGGAAUUCGAAGCGCCAAACACAGCUCCCAGCCCAUCCUCGCUUGAUGGCCCUCACGGCGCUCCUGCAACAAAGAAGGAGCGCGAGAAGCAUGAGAAGGGCCGCCCACGCGCAGUGGAGAAGGCACCGCACGAGUCGUACACCCGCAGUGACUACAAGGCGGACUACAGGACCGGUGACCGAAGGGGUAAACACAAGAAGGGCGGCACCGGCCGUUGGUCAAAUUUUGACGACUUUGGCGACUACGACUACUGA
Molecule: messenger RNA, 903 nt
Organism: Leishmania braziliensis MHOM/BR/75/M2904
Lineage: Eukaryota; Euglenozoa; Kinetoplastea; Trypanosomatida; Trypanosomatidae
Exons: 1
Coding region: 1-903 (300 amino acids)
Source: RefSeq, a predicted model, not a curated record